GUGUCCUUGUCUAAACGACAUACUCAUAGUUGGCGUCGCCAAACGACCACGUACCGCCCACAAGCGAUAAAGCCAGCCAAUCAUGAUGCACCUCAUUAGUUUGGUGGUUGAGUAUGGGCCAAUCAGAGGGAAGAAUGGUCCUGCGUCACAUGAAAAUCAAAGUUGUUGUAGAGCGCGGCGGGGAGGAGAUGAAAAGUAUCCUGUGGAUGACAGAGAAAACAGGCGGCGGACAAAGUUUUGCCACCAAGCGCAGGAUUUUGUUGUGACUUCCACUCGAGAUGACGGAAAUCAACGAGAAGGAGAACGAACCACAACACCACGACCUCCAACGACCACGGGCUACUGUGCCCAGCCAGCCCGAAUCAAAGCUCCAGCGACUGAAGCGCUCCUUGUCCUUUAAAUCAGUAAUGCGCAGCAAGAGUGUGGACAACUUCUUCCAGCGCAGCAACGGCGACGCACGUCCUCCUUGCACGCUCAUAAUCCCCCCAGCUCCGCCGCCGUCGCCUCCCCCGUGUUCGGAGUCCCCCUUGGCCUACGAGCGAUCGCCCUUCCUCUCGCCGUCCGCCAGCCCCAUCCCCUCGCUUUCGGAGUCGCUCCACUCUCCAUCCAUCUGCCCCUCGCUGUCUCUCAGCUCCAAGGGUCUACCCAAGUCUACGGGUCAGCCCGCAACGCCACCCAAGACUCACUGUUUCCAGGAGCACGUCUUCCGCAGGCCCACCAACUGCGAGCGAUGCAAACAUUCGAUUCAAGGAAACUCUAAGCAAGGACUGCGUUGUAAAGCCUGCAAAAUGGCCGCACACCUCUGGUGUUUUGCAGAGCUCUCCCAGCAGCCCUGUGUUGGCAAGACGGGAGCGUUUAAAAGGAACUUCAGCUCACCUCUACUAACCACCGACUCACUAAGCGUGGUCAGGGAGGCUCCUGAUGUCCAGGAGGCCGAUAACGUCAACCUGGACCCCGUGUAUGAAGCACUGCGAUACGGCACGUCGCUGGCUCAUAUGAGUCGCUCCAGCUUUGGAAGCAUCACGGAGUCACCCUGUCAUGAGGCUGAAAAGCUGCAAGACAAACUAGAGAAUCAGCCAAUCGCUGAAGAGGAGCCCAUUCCAGGAAUGCUCACCCCUCCUGAAAGCGAGAAGGCGGAUUCAGAAGAGCGGGUCAGCCUGAAGACCCCCAAGCACGUUGAGAUCCACUCCAUCCACACAUAUGUGGCGCUCUACAAGUUUCUGCCUCAGGAAAAGAAUGACUUGGAACUUCAGCCUGGGGAUCGGGUCAAAGUCACAGAUGACUCCAAUGAGGACUGGUGGAAGGGGAAAAGCCAAAACAAGGUGGGAUAUUUCCCUGCCAACUUUGUGCAGCGCGUCCGCCCCGGCGAGCGGGUGUGGAAGGUCACGGCUGGUUUCCACGGCAACAGAGACAAAGGCCAGAUGACGGUGAAAGAGGCCCAGAUCUGUUUCGGAAAAAACGAGGACAUUGAUGGCUUUCUGCGUCUGAGCAGCGGGAAGAAGCGAGGCUUGGUCCCUGUGAACAUCCUACUUGAAAUAUGACCUCUUUUUAAUCACUACUUAUUUUGCUGAUAAUAGUAAUAGUAUUAAUAAGUAUACUUGACGGAAGAAUCCGAGAAUGUUUUCCUCAAUGGAAGUGGCUUUGCUAAUUUGUUUGUUUUUUUUUGUUAGAUUUUUUUCAGUGCAGAAACUUAAAGCCCGAGUGAGUGACUUUCUUUAGAGCUACUCUACUGUCGCUCACGUCAGAAAUGUAGCACCACUCUGAGGAAUAUGUGCAGGAAGUCUGGAUACCUCAUUCCGGUUCCCUGGAAUACAAAAGUGCGCUGAAACUUCUGGAAGCGAACUGAAACUGCUGACUGUCUCCACUCCGCGUAGGGAAAAUAUAGCGUUGCCGCUUGGCGUUAAAAGAUUUGAAAGGCCACUGUUAUUCACUCAUUUAUGUAUCAUGUACAUACAUGCCUGUGCUUCCUAGUUCAUCUAAAAAAAUACCUUCUCAUACCUCACAUACACACAUCUAGCGCCGCUCUUAUUUAAAAGUUUUAACAGCACGGACGUCUCUCGCGUUGGCCGUCUGUCUUCAUGCACAGAUGUUGUCCAUAAAAUCUGCCUUAUCAGCCGGUUAUUUAUAUCAUUUCUGUUGGAGAGAGUGUGCUGAAAGUGCAGCACAGCAAAAAACAUAAUCCCCAACUCAGUGUCAAAAAGGAGGCGGCGGCUGUCAAAUGUCUUUUUUUUUCUCUCCCUCUCUGUGGGUUGCGUAAGUUGAGUCCUUCAUAAUGCGCAGGAUAAAUGACAAACGCCUUUUUUUCUGCUUUAACCGAACAGCAUGGAUUUAUAGCAGGGGUCACCAACGCGGUGCCCGUAAGGACCAAAUGAGUCGCCCGCUGGCCCGUUCUAAAAAUAGCUCAAAUAGCAGCACUUACCAGUGAGCUGUCUCUAUUUUUUAAAUUGUAUUUAUUUGCUAGCAAGCUGGUCUCACUUUACUCGACAUUUUUAAUUCUAAGAGAGACAAAACUCAAAUAGAAUUUGAAAAUUGAGGGACGGUAUAGCU
Molecule: messenger RNA, 2547 nt
Organism: Nerophis ophidion (straightnose pipefish)
Lineage: Eukaryota; Metazoa; Chordata; Actinopteri; Syngnathiformes; Syngnathidae
Product: SH3 and cysteine-rich domain-containing protein 2-like
Exons: 12
Coding region: 279-1541 (420 amino acids)
Biological process (GO): positive regulation of protein localization to plasma membrane; positive regulation of voltage-gated calcium channel activity; skeletal muscle contraction
Cellular component (GO): extrinsic component of cytoplasmic side of plasma membrane
Molecular function (GO): protein binding
Source: RefSeq, a predicted model, not a curated record